Theileria annulata is the source of this 645-nucleotide messenger RNA. RefSeq lists its product as uncharacterized. Lineage: Eukaryota; Apicomplexa; Aconoidasida; Piroplasmida; Theileriidae. The transcript is spliced from 4 exons. The coding region runs from base 1 to 645 and encodes 214 amino acids. The record is from RefSeq and is a predicted model, not a curated record.
AUGGCAGUGCCGAAGAAUAAAAGGAGCAAGAGUAAAGUAAAGCAAAGAACUAAUAUAAUUUUCUUCGACCAACUUUGCGGUAACUGGAGAAGACGUAGAGAAUGGUUUUAUAGAAGAUUAGCGAUAGAGAAAUUUCUUCCUAGUACUUGUGAGCCAAAAUUUAGCUUAAACAGGCCCGUUUUAUUUCCUGGAUUCUGGUCAACGUAUUUCUUACACAUUAUAAACACUAUUACUAUACGACUAGUUAUAAUGAGGAUUUUUAAAGGGUUUGUAAAGGUUUUACCUGAUUUUCAAACCAAACACUUCAAUUACAGACAAUUUCGUUAUCUUGGACAAGCUCCUCAAGGGAAAAAUAUAGAAAAUUUUGAAUCAGCUUGGGAAGAGGGCAAGAAAUUAUUUUACCGGCAAUCAUUAAGCUACAACGAGUUUGCAAAACGCGUGGAGUGUUUGCGUUUAUUUCUUUUUUGGGGACUUGUUACUGGACUUGCGUUUGACAUUGCCUUUCGGCCUCCGAAGAGUCGCUAUUGGUUCACUUGGAACCUCCGUGAACGCUUCUCAAAGCCUAAACACACUUCUCUCCCUCCUCUUCAAGAUGACAACAUGACUGACGCCACUAGGGAAUAUAACAAAAUUUGUAAUUUUUAA